Molecule: messenger RNA, 7252 nt
Organism: Oncorhynchus nerka (sockeye salmon)
Lineage: Eukaryota; Metazoa; Chordata; Actinopteri; Salmoniformes; Salmonidae
Product: receptor-type tyrosine-protein phosphatase delta-like
Exons: 38
Coding region: 1-7086 (2361 amino acids)
Biological process (GO): peptidyl-tyrosine dephosphorylation involved in inactivation of protein kinase activity
Cellular component (GO): signaling receptor complex
Molecular function (GO): protein tyrosine phosphatase activity; protein binding
Source: RefSeq, a predicted model, not a curated record
AUGGCUUUACCGUCAAAACGCCUACAUCGCGAAUCGCAGGAGCUCUCUCCCGAGACCUUCUGUGACUUCUGGAGACUGGUUUGGGAACAGCACACGGCCAACAUCGUCAUGAUGACCAAGCUAGAGGAGAAACCAGACCACCAGACCGUUGUGACCAGACCCAGACCAUUGCCAGACCGUUGUGACAGACCAGACCAGACCGUUGUGACCAGACCGACCAGACCAGACAGACCGCCAGACCCAGACCCAGACCGCCAGACCAGCCAGUUGCCAGACCAGACCCAGACCGCCAGACUACCAGACCGCCAGACCAGAGACCAGACCAGACCAGACAGACCAGACCGUUACCGUUGUGACCAGACCAGACCAGACCCAGACGACCAGACCGUUGUGACAGACGUACCAGACUGCAGACCAGACCACCAGACCGUUGUGACCAGACAGACCACAGACCGCACAGACCAGACCGUUAAUGACCAGACCAGACCGUUGCAGACCGUUGUGACCCAGACCGUUGACCAGACCGCCAGACCCGCCAGACCGCUGCAGACCGUUGCACCAGACCGUUGUGACCGUUGUGACCACCAGACCACAGACCACCCAGACCAGACCGUUGUGACCGUUGCACCAGACCGCCAGACCGCCAGACCACCAGCCAGACCGUUACUACCGACCGUUGUGACCGACCAGACCACCAGACCCAGACCUGACCACCAGACCAAGACCAGACUACCAGACCAGACCGUGACCAAGCAUUGUGACCACAGACCGCCAGACCUGACCGUUGUGACCGCCAGACCGCCAGACCACCAGACCCAGACCUGCCAGACCACCAGACCUGACCGUUGUGACCAGACCGUAGACCGCCAGACCAGACAGACCCAGACCGUUGUGACCAGACCAGACCACCAGACCGUUGUGACCACCAGACCACCAGACCGCCAGACCACCAGACCAGACCGUUGUGACCCAGACCGCCUACCGCCAGACCCAGACCGUUGUGACUACCAGACCACAGACUACCAGACCGCCAGACCAGACCAGACCGUUAGACCGUUGACCACAGACGUUAGACCAGACCGUUGUGACCAGACCGUUGUGACCCAGACCGUUGUGACCGUUGUGACCAGACCACAGACCGUUGUGACGACCGCAGACCAGCCAGACCGUUACCCAGACCGUUGUGACCACCAGACCACAGACCAGACCGUUGACCGCACUGACCAGAGACCGUUGACCAGACCGUUAGACCACCAGUUGCACCAGACCGUUAGACCGCCAGACCACCAGACCACAGACCGUUGCAUCACUAGAGACCAGACUGCCAGACCACCAGACCGUUGUGACCGUUACCAGACCAACCAGACCGUUGACCGGGGCACUGCCAGCCUGCACCACCAGACCAGACCAGACCGUGCCACUGCUGGACACAGACCACAGCACUGCACGCUGCACCAGACCACAGACCGCACAGCACCACCAGACCAGACCGCCGUGACCGUUGCACUGCACGCCAGAUUGCACGUUACCAACUUCGCCGACCAGACCGUUGUGACCACCACCGACCGUUGUGCACCGUCACUGACUGCACCAGCACCGCUGCACUGCACCAGCACUGCACUCGUGACCGUUGUGACCACAGACCAGACCGCCAGACCACUGCACACAGACCACAGCACCGCCGUGACCGCUGCACAGACGCACUGCACCACCAGACCACUGCACCAGACCACAGACCGUUGUGACCGCACGCCGCACUAUUACCGGCCAGACCGUUGCACUGGGCUGCACUGCAUAGACCGUUGCACCGUUGCACUACCAGACCAGACCGCCAGACCCUACUGCACCGUUGCACUACCAGACCGUUGUGACCGCCGCACUACUCGCACCAUUGUGACCAGACCGCUUUCUCAGGACUGGGUCAGAGGUCGUAUGCUGAGUACCACCACAGCUAUAAUCCACUGGGAUGGACCUGAGGAGGCUAACGGGCAGGUGGUGGGAUACAGAGUCUACUAUACAGACGACAACACACUGCAAGUCAACCAGUGGGAGAAGCUGAUGGUUCGUGGUGUGAACUUCAUCACCAUCCAGAGUCUGACCCCUAAUAAGACCUAUUACAUCAGAGUCCUGGCCUUUACCUCUGUAGGAGACGGACCUCUCUCCCAGGACCUGCAGAUCAUAGCCAAGACUGGAGUUCCGUCCCAGCCGUCAGACUUCAAAGGAGAGGCCAAGUCAGAGACCAGUAUAUUGCUGUCAUGGGUAGCUCCUCCACAGAGUGGGCCUGAAAACCUGAUCACUGGAUAUGAGCUGGUAUACAGGAGGUCUGGUGACAACGAAGAGAAGAAGCUGAAUUUUGACCCCGCCUCCUCCUACCUUAUAAAGAAUUUGAAGCCAUUCUCCUCCUACACCUUCCAGCUGGCGGCACGUAGCAAACACGGCAUCGGAGCGUAUACCAACGAGGUUACCACGGAUACACCACAGACACGUAUGUCCCUACCUACACUACUACUACUGCUGGUACGAGGUUACCACGGAUACACCACAGACACGUAUGUCCCUACCUACACUACUACUACUGCUGGUACGAGGUUACCACGGAUACACCACAGACACGUACGUCCCUACCUACACUACUACUACUGCUGGUACGAGGUUACCACGGAUACACCACAGACACGUACGUCCCUACCUACACUACUACUACUGCUGGUACGAGGUUACCACGGAUACACCACAGACACGUACGUCCCUACCUACACUACUACUACUGCUGGUACGAGGUUACCACGGAUACACCACAGACACGUACGUCCCUACCUACACUACUACUACUGCUGGUACGAGGUUACCACGGAUACACCACAGACACGUACGUCCCUACCUACACUACUACGACUGCUGGUACGAGGUUACCACGGAUACACCACAGACACGUACGUCCCUACCUACACUACUACUACUGCUGGUACGAAGUUACCACGGAUACACCACAGACACGUAUGUCCCUACCUACACUACUACUACUGCUGGUACGAGGUUACCACAGAUACACCACAGACACGUACGUCCCUACCUACACUACUACGACUGCUGGUACGAGGUUACCACGGAUACACCACAGACACGUACGUCCCUACCUACACUACUACUACUGCUGAACCCUCGGCCCCACCCCAGGAAGUCACAUGCUCCAGCCCCAACUCCACCAGCAUCCUGGUAAGUUGGGCUCCGCCCCUGGCGGAAUUCCAGAACGGAAUCAUAACGGGAUAUUCCAUCCAGUAUUCUGUCACGGAACGGGACAACAGGACUUCCCAGCAAGUCAGCCGAAUUCCACCGGAAAGCUCUCCGUACCUUCUGGAAAACCUGGAGAAAUGGACCGAGUAUGGAAUCACGGUCAGAGCCCUGACGGAAGCCGGAGAAGGACCAGAGAGUCUACAACUACUAGUACGCACCGAAGAAGAUGUUCCCAGUGGUCCUCCGCGCGACGUGGCGUCGGAGGCGGUGAACUCGUCAGCAGUCAGGGUGGUGUGGCGGGCACCGGCCGUGGAGCGACAACAUGGUCAGGUCAGAGGUUACCAGGUCCACUACAUGAAGAUGAACUAUGGAGAACCCGCUGGACCCAACCUCAUCAAGGAUAUACUCCUAGACGACUCACAGGAGUUGGUUCUAGGGGAACUCCAGGCUGAUACUGCCUACUCUGUGUCUGUGGGGGCGUACACCGCCAAGGGAGACGGGGCACGGAGCAAACCCCAAACUCUCUGCACUACCCUCCCACUCCCAGAACCCCCCAGUCUCUCAGUAAGUCCCACCCCCGUGGGCACGGCCUUGCUCCAGUGGCUGCCUCCACCCAGCCCCGCUACCCCUCUCCUGGGGUACCGUCUAACCUUCGGACGCCUGGAUGUCCUCCCGCUCACCGUGGUAGAAUUCCCCACCAAGGAAAAGUCCUACACUGCUCAGGAUAUCCACAAGGGGGCGUCGUACGUGUUCCGACUCUCCGCCCGGAAUAAGGUGGGAUACGGAGAGGAGGCAGCGAUCGAGGUGACCACUCCGGAAGACGUUCCCGGAGGACACCCAGAAAACAUCCUGUCUGAAGGCGCCUCGGCGUCUUCCCUACGUCUCGCUUGGAAGUCUGUCCCGCUGAUCGAACAGAACGGGGAGAUUGUGAAGUACUCGGUGCAGUACCGGGAUGUUAACGGUAGAGGUGGGAACGCUACCGGGGAGGUGGUGGUGACGGUACCGGAAUCCAGCGUGGCGUUGGAAGGGCUGAGCGCUGACACGGUGUAUGAUGUCAGAGUGCGUGCGUUUACGGCGGUAGGGGCGGGGCCGUAUAGUCCCGGCGUCCAGUUUAGGACGCAGCCGAUGGAUGUGGAAGUGUUUGCUACUAACUUCAGAGUGAAGGCUGCCAUGAAGAACUCAGUCCUGCUGACCUGGGAGAUACGAGACAAAACACCCUCCCAGCCUUUUACGAUCCUGUAUGGUAAGGGUCAGAGUGUUGAGGUGGAUGGUAAACAGAACCAGAAGCUGAUAACAGGUCUGCAGCCGGAAACACAGUACUCCUUCCUGUUGACUAACCGUGGCAACAGUGCCGGAGGUCUACAGCACCGCGUAACCGUGACGACCGCCCCGGACGUGCUGCGCUCCAAACCCACGCUGGUGGGGAAGACCAACGCAGACGGGAUGGUGACAGUUCAACUACCGCCCGUACAGACCACCACUACCGUCAGGGGAUACUAUGUGGUGGUGGUUCCUCUGAAGAAACAGAGAGGAGGGAAGUUCUUGAAGCCUGGUGACAACCCUGAUCAGAUGAACCUAGAUGAGCUCCUGAAAGAGAUCAACAGGACCAGUGUGAGCCAGGCGCUGCGUGUCCGUCGCCAGGUCCCGGCCAGCCAAUCAGAUCCCAGGGCCUAUGUUUCCGCCCACUUUAAGACCCUCCCCCAGGAGUUCACCCUCGGUGAUGGGAGGAGCUAUGGAGAGUUCCGGAACCGCCCCUUGCAAAACGGACAGGAAUAUGUGUUCUUCGUGCUGGCGCUGCUAGACCUAUCUAAUAAUACAAUGUAUUCAACCAGCCCCUAUUCUGAUCCCGUGACCUCCAAUGACGUGGACCCUCAACCAAUCGUAGAUGAGGAGGAGGGGCUUCUGUGGGUGGUGGGGCCGGUAAUGGCUGUCAUCUUCAUUGUCUGCAUCGUCAUCGCCAUCCUACUCUUCAAGAGUAAACCAGACAGGAAAAGAGCUGAGGCAGAGGGAAGGAAGGCUAGUUUCCCCUGCAGCAAGGCCAUGUCCUCUCACCAUCCUACAGAUCCUGUGGAGCUACGCAGAAUCAACUUCCAGACCCCAGGCAUGACCAGUCACCCACCUGUCCCCAUCUCUGAGCUCGCUGAUCAUCUAGAACGCCUGAAAGCCAACGACAACCUGAAGUUCUCUCAGGAGUAUGAGUCCGUUGACCCUGGACAGCAGUUCACCUGGGAGCAGUCUAACCUGGAGGUCAACAAGCCAAAGAACCGCUAUGCUAACGUCAUCGCCUACGACCACUCCAGGGUUCUACUGUCCAACAUCGAGGGUAUCCCAGGCAGCGACUACAUCAAUGCCAACUACAUUGAUGGCUACCGUCGUCAAAACGCCUACAUCGCGACGCAGGGCUCUCUCCCCGAGACCUUCUGUGACUUCUGGAGACUGGUUUGGGAACAGCACACGGCCAACAUCGUCAUGAUGACCAAGCUAGAGGAGAAGUCUCGGGUAAAAUGUGAUCAGUACUGGCCUACCAGAGGAACAGAGACAUAUGGGCUGAUACAGGUUACUCUGCUGGACACUGUAGAGCUGGCUACAUACUCUGUUAGGACCUUCGCUCUCUACAAGAGUGGCUCCAAUGAGAAGCGUGAGAUUCGUCAGUUCCAGUUUACAGCCUGGCCGGACCACGGGGUCCCCGAGCACCCCACCCCCUUCCUGGCCUUCCUACGACGGGUCAAGGCCUGCAACCCUGCAGACGCAGGACCCAUGGUCGUACACUGCAGUGCUGGAGUGGGCCGGACUGGUUGUUUCAUCGUGAUUGACGCCAUGGUGGAGCGAAUCAAACACGAGAAGACAGUUGACAUCUACGGUCACGUGACCCUCAUGAGGUCCCAGCGGAACUACAUGGUGCAGACGGAGGAUCAGUACGCCUUUAUCCACGACGCGCUGCUGGAGGCCGUCGCCUGCGGCAACACCGAGGUUCCGGCGCGGAACCUUCACGCCUACAUCCAGAGACUGACCCAGAUAGAACCGGCGGAGAACGUCACGGGCACGGAACUGGAGUUCAAGCGGUUGGCCAGUGCGAAGGCCCACACCUCCAGGUUUGUGAGUGCCAACCUGCCGUGUAACAAGUUCAAGAACCGUCUGGUGAACAUCAUGCCCUAUGAGUCCACCAGAGUCUGUCUGCAGCCAAUCAGAGGAGUGGAGGGGUCAGACUACAUCAACGGCAGCUUCAUAGACGGAUACAGGCAGCAGAGGGCUUAUAUAGCCACCCAGGGCCCGCUGGCUGAGACUACUGAGGACUACUGGAGAAUGUUGUGGGAACACAACUCUACCAUAGUGGUCAUGUUGACUAAACUGAGGGAGAUGGGACGGGAGAAGUGCCAUCAGUACUGGCCAGCAGAGCGUUCUGCCAGGUACCAGUACUUUGUAGUGGACCCCAUGGCUGAGUACAACAUGCCCCAGUACAUCCUACGGGAGUUCAAGGUCACCGACGCCAGGGACGGCCAGUCUCGGACGGUUCGUCAGUUCCAGUUCACUGAUUGGCCGGAGCAAGGAGUGCCAAAGUCAGGGGAGGGGUUCAUUGAUUUCAUUGGCCAGGUGCACAAAACUAAAGAGCAGUUUGGCCAGGACGGACCAAUCACGGUGCACUGUAGUGCUGGUGUGGGGAGGACAGGGGUCUUCAUCACUCUGAGUAUCGUUCUGGAGAGGAUGAGAUAUGAAGGAGUAGUGGACAUCUUCCAGACUGUCAAGAUGCUGCGAACACAGAGACCUGCCACGGUUCAAACUGAGGACCAGUACCAGUUCUGUUACCGGGCCGGUCUGGAGUAUCUGGGCAGCUUCGACCACUAUGCAACAUAAUCCCUCCCUCUGGCCUGCGUCCCAAACAACACCCUAACUCCCUGUGUCGUGCACUACUUUAGACCACAGUGUAUUCUCACUUCUUUAGACCAGUGUGCACACUCAAAAGUAGUGCACUACUGAUUAGUGCGCUACACAGGGAAUUAGGGGCCAUUUGAGAUUAGGC